CCCAGCUGGUGCAACGGGGCGGGAGGGCGUCCCCUGCUGCGCACCCCUCAACCAGGUCCCGCCAAACCCAGUCCUGCCAGCGUCCAGUGCUCGCCCUGCAGAGGCCCUUUCACCCCGGCUGGGUUCUCCGCGACAUUCUGGCCAGACCUCCAGCGACACACACACACACACACGCGAUGGAGGUUGCUCGGCGCUUUCGGCCUCUGGGGGGCCCUCGCUGGGCCACGCGGCCGUCAACCAGAACGGCUCGGGAUGAAGACCAGAUCUCCGGUACCGCUGCGGAGGCCGCCGUCGAGGAGCUCCGGUCGGACCUGGGUGCGGCGGCGGCCCGGCUGCAGGGGCAGAUCGACGCCGCGCGCGCGGAGCCGAAGGCCGACCAGCUGCUCGAGGCCCUCGACGUGAAGGUGUCCGACCGGCAGCUGCAGGCCGCGCUGGCGGAGGUCCGCCAGGAGGUGCUUGGGGUCGAGCGCGGCGUGGGAGGGCGCCUGUGCGAGGUGGGCGCCGCGGUCUGUGCCCUGAACGAGGAGGCCCUCGCCUCCCGCGGCUUCCGGGAGGGCCUGGAGGCCGCGGGCGGCAUCGGCGGCCUGGCGCGCCGCCUCGGGGACGUGGAGGCGGCGCUGGCGGACCUGCGCCCCCGGCCCCUGGGCAGGCCGUGCGCGGCGCGGGCGCCGCCCGCCUCGCCCGCGCCGGCGCCCGCCUGGCCGGCGCGCCAGCAGCCCUGCCACGGCGGGGGCUCGUCGGACCUGGAGGCGGCGUUUGGAAGCCUGCGCGAGCGCCUCACGAGGACAUGCAGGAUGCCGCCCAAGGGGAGGGCGGCGCGCCCGCCCCGCCCUCGGGCAAGCGGGCGCGGCGCCCUGGAGGCUGCUUCCUGUGAGGCGGCGAGGGGGAGGCGCUCUGGGGGGGUCCGCUGCGGGCCCGCCGUCGGCACGCCCGAGGUGGGCCGGGGGCGGCCACAGCCGCACUAGGGGCACGAACCAUGACAUAAACUCCUCCUCCUCCUCCUCCUCCUCCUCCUCCUCCUCCUCCUCCUCCUCCUGCUCCUCCUCCUCCUCGGAGGUCCGCACGGAUUUCUCGGAUGGGCGCUGGGGCCCUUUGGCGGCGCCUCCGGCGCCGCCCCUGGCGCGCUCCGCGCGCCAGGGGGGCUCCGCGCGCCAGGGAGGGGGGACCGGCGCAGAUCCAAGAAAUCUGCGUGGAGCGCCAAGAGUUUUUUAUGUAUGUGGUGGUGCCUCUUUUCCUAACAUGUGAGCCGUGCCCCCGCCCACCACGAUGUCCAGAAGGGGGGUGGGGGCUCUCUUCGUUCGGGGGUCCCUGAGCGGAGUGAGCCCCCCCCCCCCCCACCUCCCUUGGAAAUCGUGGGGGGCGGGGGAAGGGUUCGCAUGUGGCCAUCUAGGGUCGGGGGGUGCCACAGGUGCCCCUGGCCCGAGAUGCCCCAAGCCUAUCGCUCAGCCACCCCUGCCUGGGGCCACUGCAGCGCGUCGUCGACAGGGAGGCAGCCGCCUCCGUGCAGCGAGUGGGGUGGCUCCUGCAGCGCCCGCGCGGGCGCGGCGGCGCGCCGUCGGCGGCCGCCGGGAAUUCGGUGCGGAGCGUGCGGUGGGCCGCCGGCGAGGAAA
Molecule: messenger RNA, 1610 nt
Organism: Prorocentrum cordatum
Lineage: Eukaryota; Dinophyceae; Prorocentrales; Prorocentraceae
Source: the annotation of a GenBank genome assembly